Molecule: messenger RNA, 1207 nt
Organism: Galeopterus variegatus (Sunda flying lemur)
Lineage: Eukaryota; Metazoa; Chordata; Mammalia; Dermoptera; Cynocephalidae
Product: clusterin-like protein 1
Exons: 7
Coding region: 7-1065 (352 amino acids)
Source: RefSeq, a predicted model, not a curated record
ACACGGAUGAACAUUAAGUCAGAGGAAAGUGGAGGUCCUUCCAGAGGCUGGUGGCAUCUUCACUGGGGAAAUAUUGCAAAUAACAGCGGGAACAUGAAGCCACCACUCUUGGUGUUUACUAUGUAUCUGCUAUGGUUGAAAGAUUGUCGCUGUGCACCUACUUGGAAGGACAAAGCUGCUAUCGGUGGAAACCUGAAGAGUUUUUCUGACGCUGGGGAGAUAGCUGUAGAUGAAGCAGUCAAGAAGGCUUUGAUUGGUGUUAAGCAGAUGAAAAUCAUAAUGGAAAGAAGAGGGGAAGAACACAGCAACUUAAUGAAAACCCUGAAGAAAUGCAGAGAAGAAAAGCAGGAGGCCCUGCAACUUAUGAAUGAAGUUCAAGAACAUCUGGAUGAGGAAGAAAGGCUAUGCCAGGUGUCUUUGGCAGAUGCCUGGGAUGAAUGCAGAUCUUGCCUGGAAAGUAGCUGCAUGAGAUUUUAUACAACCUGCCAACCUAGUUGGUCCCCUGUGAAAAAUACGGUAAGAGGAAAGCAGAGUUCAAGAUUUCAGAGUUCUGAGGCCCUGCAACUUAUGAAUGAAGUUCAAGAACAUCUGGAUGAGGAAGAAAGGCUAUGCCAGGUGUCUUUGGCAGAUGCCUGGGAUGAAUGCAGAUCUUGCCUGGAAAACCCUGAGCACGGAGGCCUGACUUCAAAAAUGUUACCUGCGCAGGACAGAGGACUGUGUGGGGAACUUGGCCAGAAUUGGUCAGGAUGUUUCAAAUUUUACAAAAGAUGCCGAAAAUGUCAGGAUUACCUGUCUGAAGACUGUCCUGAUGUCCCUGAACUCCACACGGAAUUGGAUGAGGCCCUUAGAUUGGUCAAUGUAUCCAAUCAGCAAUACACCCAGAUUCUCCAGAUGACCCAGCAGCACCUGGAGGACACGUCAUAUCUGAUGGAGAAGAUGCGAGAGCAGUUCGGUUGGGUGUCUGCCCUGGCAAAUCUGGCUCCAGGAACGGAGAACGUCAGCAGUUCAACAAAGGUAGCGGCAAGACCCAAGAGCAGACAUGGACAUUAUAUGCUCAUACCUUGACUUUGCUGUGAAUUUACUUAUUAAUUAUAUCUGAAUUUGAAAACAAGCUAUAGGCAGAUAUCAUAUUCUCAUUGCAAAUAUCUAACUGACUUGAUUUCAUGUAGUAUACGGUCCUUAGAAAAUAAGAAACUCUAUAAAGAAA